Messenger RNA from Vicia villosa (hairy vetch), 1947 nucleotides. RefSeq lists its product as uncharacterized. Gene Ontology annotation, molecular function: RNA-DNA hybrid ribonuclease activity; nucleic acid binding. Lineage: Eukaryota; Viridiplantae; Streptophyta; Magnoliopsida; Fabales; Fabaceae. The record is from RefSeq and is a predicted model, not a curated record. The transcript has 2 exons. The coding region runs from base 1 to 1947 and encodes 648 amino acids.
AUGGUUUUCUGCAGGGGUGAUUCCAAGUCUCUCAUGGCCUUAUCAAAACUUCUGAUUGACUAUGGAAAUAACUCUGGCCAAUUUUGCAAUCUUUCUAAAUCUUUAAUUUAUGCAGGAGGAAUGUCAUUUGAGAGGCAUUGCAGCCUUGCCAAUAUUAUUGGUUUUACAAAAGCUACUCCUCCAUUUUUUCAUCUUGGUGUUCCUAUUUUCAUUGGGAGGCCUAAAGCUUGCUACUUUCUUAAAAUUGCAGAUUCCAUUAGGCUCAAGAUGGCUAUUUGGAAGGCAAGGCUCUUAUCUAUGGCAGGAAGAACUCAACUGAUUAAAUCAGUUAUCUUUGGCAUGACUGUGCACAGCAUCACCAUUUACAACUGGCCUAGCAGCAUUGUUAAGAAAAUUGAAGGCUGGAUGAGGAAUUUUGUUUGGAGUGGCAGCACAGAUAAGAAGAAAAUUAUAACUGUUUCUUGGAAAGAAUGCUGCAAGCAUCAUAAUGAAGGUGGUCUUGGUAUAAUUUCUCUUAGAGCUUAUAAUGCUGCCACCAAUCUGCAUCUUUGUUGGAGAUUUCUUAACAAUACUCAAAGCUGGGGCAAGCUUCUCAAGGCAAGGGUGAAAAGAAAUGGAGAUACUAUAAAAUAUGCCAUCAAGUCUUCCAUUUGGACAAGCAUCAAGGAGAUACAUCAAACUGUUUUAGACAACUGCAGCUGGUUAAUUGGCAAUGGAAGUAAUGUUAAUUUUUGGCUCGAUAAUUGGACUGGUGAGACAUUGGCUUCCAAAUUUCAUAUUCCAAAACAGUUCCACUAUGCCCUGACUUCCAUGGACGCGGUUCCUCAUCUCUUGAGCUCCAUUUCCAGUUUCUCCAUCCCUGAGGUGGACUUCCCGGAUUCUUUUGUUUGGAGGAACUCUACUUCUGGUCUGCUCACUAUCAAAGAUGCCUAUAAAGAAGUGAUCAAACCUAGGCCAUCGGUUUUAUGGACUGCCUUCCCUUGGGACAAAGACUCUCCUCCUUCCCACUCGAUGAUUGUUUGGAGAGUGAUCCAUAAGAAAAUGACAACUGAUGAAAAUAUCCAGCUUCGUGGCUUCUCGAUCCCUUCCAUUUGCAACCUCUGCCGGAACAAUUCUGAAACUAAUGAGCAUUUAUUUUUUAAUUGUUGUUUUGUUAAGAACAUUUGGAAUUGGUUGAAGGGUAUGCUGAACCUGAACUUUAAUAUCUGUGGCAUGGAGGAUUGUAUAAGAAUCAUUGAGAUGAACUGGUCUGCUCAAGCCAUGUUCGUGGUUAAAGCUGGCUUGGUGGGAGUGUUUUAUCAGGUUUGGAUUGCUAGAAAUCAUUCUAGAUUUGAGGACAAGCAGAUCCAUUGGAAAUACUGCAUCUCUCUUAUUGCUGCUCGGCUUACAAUGAUUGGAAACAGCACCAUAAGUACCUCUAAUUCCUCCUUUUCAAACUUCACUUUGCUCAAGAAUUUCAACAUCUCCAUCAAGCCUAGCAAGACUUUAACUACUGUUAAUGUAUUGUGGACUCCCCCUCUUCUGGGCUGGUUAAAGUGUAAUGUCGAUGGGGUGGCUUGUGGAUCUCUUUGGACCUCCGCGUGUGGAGGUAUAUUUCGCGACCAUAAUGCUCUUCAUGUGCUUAGCUUCAGUGCCUUCUUGGGCAAGGAACCUCCGGAAACCGUAGAAUUUCUUGCUGUUAUUAUGGCUAUUGAGAAAGCCAUGAGUUUGGGGAUCUCCAAACUUUGGAUUGAAUCCGAUUGCAUUCUCGUCGUUAACGCUUUUAAGAACCAUAGUCUUGUGCCUUGGAAAAUCAAAUCUCGUUGGCUCGUGUGUUGUGCGGAUUUUCUUGCCGGUAUAGGAUUAAGAAACAAAGUUACUACUUGGUUCAAUUACAUUCAUGAAGAUAUCAAAAAGGAUUACUUGCUAGAUAAGCAAGGCAUUCCUAGGAUUCGACUAUGUCGUUAA